CGCCACCAGUAGUGAGAGAGAGAGAGAGAGAGAGAAUCCUGUCAGUUACACACCGGCGUCUGUUUUCCUCAAAUGAACCAUGGCUAAACAAACCUAAAGCUCAAUUUAGACUAUUAAAACCGCACAGACUCCCACUUUAAACAGCGAAUUAAAGGUAUAAGAAGUCCAAUAUUUGAGGGAAAAUGGUCGUGUUGCAGAAUGUUUCUCCUCCAAGAGAAGGAGUGAGACACGAAGAAGUGGACAUUACCGCCGUGCUGGACGGGAGAAGACUUGGGGCAGGAACUCUUUGCGUUGCCGAAAGUCGUGUGUCUUGGGUCGAUGGGUCUGGAGUAGGAUUUUCUCUAGAUUAUCCCUCCAUCAGCCUCCAUGCCAUCUCCCGUGACCUGAGCGCGUAUCCUGCAGAGCAUCUGUACGUGCAGGUCAACUCCAGGCAUCAAGAAGAUUCCAAGGAUGAUGAGGCGAAAGCCGAAGAGGAAGCAGACGGCAGUACCGACGACGACGGGGACGAUGACGACGACGACGACGACGACGACGUCUCUACGGGCGCGUUCACAGAGAUCCGCUUUGUCCCAAACGAUAAAGGAUCUCUGGAGAAGAUGUUCACGGCCAUGUCCGAAUGCCAAGCCCUGCAUCCCGAUCCGGACGACUCGGACUCCGAUUUCGACGGUGACGAGUAUGACGUCGAGGAGGCUGAGCAAGGCCAGAUCGAUCUGCCGACGUAUUACUCGUUUGAGGAGGGCAUGUCUCAGCUGACCAUGGAAGGCCAGGCCACAAUGCAGAACUCGGAAGGGGUGCUGGGUCAGUCCUCAUCCCCACAGUGUUGCAUGGCUGGAGUCAGGACCGAGGAUGCAGCAGCUGCACUCGAUGAUGAUGCAAAGACGGACUCGGGUGCCUUUGGAGUCUCGGGGCAGUUUGACGACGCUGAAGUCGACCACUGACGGAACAGAGAGCCUCUUGUUUCCUCUCGGCAGAAGCACUUGAAACGGAGCCGGAACGGGCUAGCAGGGGGAGACACUGAAUUGUGGAACAGAAGCCAAAGCACUGGGCCUUACGAAUGUUAAAUCACUAAAUCAUUGCACAGUUACUGGCUAACACCAGCCUUCCUUUUUGUGCUGACGACACUGUCAUAUCAGCAUUUCUGUGUAACUUUUGUAUUGACCUUUUCUUUUUUUUCUUUUUUUUUUUAAACUGACAAGGACCAGUGCGUACUAAUAUUUGCAUAUUAAAUAAAGCUAAAUGUAAUCUGC
Messenger RNA from Ictalurus punctatus (channel catfish), 1247 nucleotides. RefSeq names its product swelling dependent chloride channel (gene icln). Bases 183 to 938 code for a protein of 251 amino acids. The record is from RefSeq and is a predicted model, not a curated record. Gene Ontology annotation, biological process: cell volume homeostasis; chloride transport; spliceosomal snRNP assembly. NCBI's taxonomy places the organism in Eukaryota, Metazoa, Chordata, Actinopteri, Siluriformes, Ictaluridae. Gene Ontology annotation, cellular component: spliceosomal complex; pICln-Sm protein complex; methylosome. The transcript is spliced from 7 exons.